GGCGCCGGGGCGGCUUCCGGCAAGAUGGCGGCGUGGAGGGCUGCGCUGGCUGCCCGCGCCCCGCUGAGGGGGCGGCUCGCCGGGCUGCGGGCCCCUCGGAGCCAGCGGCGCCCGCCCGUCUGGAGGGUCGCCGCCGCCGCCCUGGUCGGGGGAGGCUCCCUGGCGGCGUGUUACAGCGGGCGGGCGGGCGUGUUUCCGACGGUCCUGGCUCAGAAGGAAGAUGUCAUUAGUGUGGAAAAGGAUGAAAGACUGUUUCUUCGGAAGCAUCGCUUCAUGCAUUUCGCAUCAUUGGAAUAUGAAGGAGAGUAUUACAUGACACCAAGAGACUUCUUGUUCUCCGUAGUGUUUGAUCAAGUUGAACGUAAAGCCUCUGCCAAGAAACUGACAAAAAAGGAGGUAGAUGCUGCACUGCUAUUUGUUACCAAAGCUAAACCAGGACCGACCUUUUUCAGACAGCUUGGUGAUAAAGGGUUGAUAUCUUAUGCAGAGUACCUAUUUUUGCUGACAAUCCUUACGAAACCCCAGACUGGAUUUCAGAUUGCCUUUAAAAUGUUGGAUGCAGAUGGCAAUGAACAAGUUGAAAAGAAAGAAUUCUUUAAGCUACAGAAAAUCAUUGGGAAGGAAGAUGAUAUGAAAAUAGCUGGAAAUGAAACAGUAUUUCAGGGAGCAGAACUGGAAAGCUGUGGUGUUAACACCACUUUGCUGAUACAUUUCUUUGGAAAAGAAGGAAAGGAAAAACUUCGCUUUUCCGAGUUUUUCAGAUUCAUGGAAAAUCUGCAAACAGAAGUCCAAGAAAUGGAAUUCAUAAAGUUUUCAAAGGGUUUGAAUGUCAUGAGAAAAGAAGACUUUGCAGAGUGGUUGCUGUACUUCACCGAUGAGGAAAACAAUGAAAUUUACUGGCAGAAUGUGAAAGACAGAAUUGAGGCAGGAGAGAAUAUCAGUUUGGAAGAAUUCAAGACUUUUUGCAAGUUUACAAAUAACCUGGAAGACUUUUCUAUUGCCAUGAAGAUGUUUACUGUUGCAAAUCGUCCUGUUAAACGGGCUGAGUUCAAGAGAGCAGUGAAGGUGGCAACAGGACAGGAGCUCUCAGAUAAUGUUUUGGAUACCAUCUUCAAGAUUUUUGAUCUAGAUGGAGAUGACUGCCUGAGCCACAGCGAGUUUCUUGGAGUCCUGAGGAACCGAAUGCAUCGAGGUUUGAGGGUACCACAACAGCAAGGCAUUCAGGGUUACUGGAAGUGUGUGAAAAGAGAAAGCAUUAGAGGAGCCAAAGAAGUGUGGAAGCAAAUUGGGAAAAGUCCUUUUUAAAGCAGUUUAUUGUUCUUUUGCUAUAAGUGUUGUUAUUGGGGGGAGGGAAUUGUCUGUCCUGUUUACAUAAUGGCUGAAUCAGAAAUGCUGGGUUUUUUUACUGUAGUUAAACUUUAAUUAAGCUGGUUUCUAAUGCAAUGCUUUUAUAUCUUUCUAGUGCAAUCAGUUGGGUUUACAGAACUCCUAUCUUUUUUGACCUCCAUAUGGAAGUACACUUGUUCCAGGGAAUAGUGUUGUUUAUUCCUCUGUGGAGUCUGACCCUGCACUGUAGCAUACAGGGUAUGCAGGAUUUAACAGUGACCACUGGCAAGGAGCAUCAUAGCAAUGUCAUCUCCUGUUGGAAGAGUGGACAUCAUCUCAGUCACUAACACAGCAGUUCUCUUUCCCUGGUAAGAAUAGAGGGCCAAAAGGCAAAACCAUUUGCACAAUCCAUGCAGAUCAAGUUAUCCUAAAUCAAAAAGGAAAAAUCUUGUGGUUCAUGCCCGCAUUGCUGUAAACUGCUCAUGUGCUAGUUCCUGGUGGAUGAUUCCACCAGACAUCCUGUGUGGAUGUCUGGUUUGUCUACCUUCAUGAUGAUAAUAUUAAACUGGAAAUACAAGCCUGUUGAUGCAGGCUUUAAAAGUUGUACAUUAAUCUAUGAAUGUGCAUUGAGCCUCUCUGACCUCUUCAACAAAUAGUAUAAAUGAGAAGCAGAAAUCUUCAUUCUGUCAUAAAGAGCAGUCGCUACAGUUUGAGUUGUAAUUAGGUUGCUUCGAUUGUAUUGCAGAAGGUGAAUGUGUAACAAAUAGUUGCUUUAUCUUAGUAAAGGUGGUGAUAAGGAAUGCUACACUGUAUCAGAAAUUCAAGGCUAUAAUAAGCAACUGUCAGGGGAAAAAUAAAUCCAGUGAAAAAAAAAAAUAAAGCUUAUUAUUCCAAAAUGUGAUGUUAGACAUAAGAUAAACAAUCAAAAAAAGAACACAUCAAAAUUAACAUUUAGCAAUUAUAGAUGAACAUGUUUUAGCUAUAACAUAGUGUGCACCUGUGUAUACACAGGGGUGCAUAUUACAUGAUUUUUCUGUCUUACAGCCUUAGGAGCAGGUAGUCCCAGGUCCAGAUCAGUCUUCCUGGUUGGCCACUAUAUAUAGAAGAUAGACUUACCUGUAAAGCUCUCAAGGUUCUUCAUUUUUCCCCCUCCCAGUUGUCUGACUUGUCUCAGCUGGGAUGAAAGUUUAACCUUUUUAAGUCAGGUAUGUGAUAACAGACUGAGAGGAUGGAGUGGGGAAAUAUCUCAAGAAAAACAACCAAGUAAUCUCACCACUAUGCAAAGAAGUAUCCACCCCUUUUAAGAAUGACACUGGCUGUGUUGUUCUGGAAGUUGUAUAUAAGCUCCUGAGGAGGUGUUUUGUUGUGAUGUCUGUAGGAUUUGAUGGGGGGAGCCUUGAGGGGAACCUUCUGUGAUAGAUAUUACAGAAGCCCUCACUCAUAUGAGGGACAGGAGACAAUACAUUAGGAAAUCAUAAAGAUGCCACCUAAGGAGUACUGAGGUUAGCAAGAGUAUAUUUGGUAUGUCAGGAGCUGUCAGGCAAGCUUUUGCUGAGUAAGAGUCCUCCCACCUGAACCUCAGCACAGUGGUCUCAUGUAGGGAAACAGAGUGAGAAGCUAGCAAUGCAGCAGUGGGCAGCUCUUCCCUCCACAGCCUUCACUUGGAGCUUUAAUUUAAAUUGUGAACAGACAACAUGUUUGUAUUCUUGUCAUCUGUGGACGUGCACCUAGAGUCACCCACCAGAACAUGCCUGUGUGGGCAUUCCAAGAUGUGUUUAGGAGAUCAGGCACCAGUGACCACCAAGGAUCCCUUUACUUCCCCAGGAAACCAUCAGAAUGAAAUAAAAUGCAGUGAAUGUCUCAGGCUCCCCCCCUCAAACUGAACUCAUGCACUGCUCUGAGGGCAACAGGAAAUUAGGUAGCCGGUUCACUUUGUGUGUUUGGAAGCUGCUUGCUGCUGCUGGAGAUGGGCACCAGAAGAAGGAGAUAGUUUAUAGGAGCAAAGGAGGGGCAGUGGGACUGGCAUCCAAGCCCUGCAGCCAGCUUCCCAUCACCAGGUCGUAAAGGGCACAAGCAAGCAAGACACACCUGUAUCACAGAGGUGUGUGUGUUCACACAAAGUGUGCUUUGUUCCAGCUCUGCCUUUAAUGCAAGGCUGCCUUUUAUUUGUUGCUGUUAAUAUUUUGGCAAAUUGUUUUUACUUUGAAAUUGAGAUUAAUCUUUAGCAUUUUAUUCUGUGUAAUGUUCACAGGUUUAUUAUGUUCUUUAUUUCUUUCGUGGUUUCUUUUGUUUACCAAUGUCUUGCUUCCUACAGCCUGUUUGAUUUUCUUUUGGAAAAAGUCAGUUAUUUUAGGUUUUGUGUAUAUAAAAGUGUAAUUUCUCAUUGCUUAUUGGUAUGUGGGUUUGUUCAAUCAGUAGUUACCUGCUUUUAGCAGCAAAUUACUAAAAAUGGGAUUUCAAGUUCUGUUUUGUAGCAACAGCUUUCAUGUCAAGUUCAGAGGAAAAAGAGAAGAGAUAUGCUUAUUUCUAAACUAAUUAAAAUAUUGAUUAGGAGUUAUAAUACAGUUAUGAAACAUUUUCAGAAGUUAUCGUAAAAGUACAGCCAGGAAGGAACUCCUUGGAAGACUUGUCCAUCAGGCUUCAAGUAUCAUACUCUGUUCAAUUUUAUAGUCCAUUUUUGUUUGUCUUAACUAAAAGGCUUUACAAACAGUCUUAAAAUAAUUUAUGAUGUACUCAUUUCUCAUAAUCUUACGUUGAGCGAGCUGUUUAUGUAAGUAUUUAGAUUCACCUUCUUUUAAGGAAUCAUCCCAAUUUUAGCAUUAGAUGUUUUAUGUCCUUGUAGUAACAGUAUGGGAUUUGCAACCUGUUUGUCAGCAUUACUCAACACAAUUUAGUUACAAGUUUAUGCCUUCUGCCAAUCUAUCAGUUAAACUUACCAAUUAUGAUUUUUUUUUUUAAUGUUAGGAACUUUUCCUCUGAACAGGAAUAUAUAGAAAAAGCAAAUAAAAUUAACUUUUUUAAAAAUCUCCAA
Apus apus (common swift) is the source of this 4357-nucleotide messenger RNA. It is a transcript of the gene MICU2, whose product is annotated as mitochondrial calcium uptake 2. Lineage: Eukaryota; Metazoa; Chordata; Aves; Apodiformes; Apodidae. Gene Ontology annotation, molecular function: calcium ion binding. Bases 25 to 1305 code for a protein of 426 amino acids. The record is from RefSeq and is a predicted model, not a curated record. Gene Ontology annotation, biological process: calcium import into the mitochondrion; mitochondrial calcium ion homeostasis. Gene Ontology annotation, cellular component: uniplex complex. The transcript is spliced from 12 exons.